UGUACGCAUACUCUACGCCGCUGCCACAAAUACUAUGUGAUUGUGACGUGCAAGAAAAUGGAUGCUAAAAUGUUCCUGAUCCUGGUGAUUUUACUCGCAACCAAAUCCACUACGGCCCAGCUGCAACUUGAGAAGAUUGCUGUUGGCGCCAUCUUUGACCAGAACACUGAGGAGAUACAGAAUGUGUUCAAGUACGCGAUGACUGUUCACAACCAGAACAUCAGCAGUCGACGCUUCGAGCUUCAAGCGUAUGUUGACGUCAUCAAUACAGCUGACGCCUUCAAGCUAUCGAGGCUGAUCUGCAACCAAUUCGCGAGAGGAGUGUUCGCAAUGCUGGGCGCCGUCACACCUGAGUCGUUUGACACGCUACAUUCCUACACCAACACCUUCCAAAUGCCGUUCGUUACGCCGUGGUUCCCUGAGAAGGUCAUACCCCCUUCUUCUGGUCUAAUAGACCACGCUGUGAGCAUGCGGCCCGACUACCAUCGAGCCAUCGUCGAUACUAUCAUGCAUUAUGGAUGGAAAGAAAUAAUUUACUUGUAUGACUCCCAUGACGGGUUACUGCGUCUCCAGCAACUGUAUCAGACGAUGCAGCCUGGGAAGACGGCGUUCAAAAUAUCGCUAGUGAAACGUAUUAACAACGCGUCCGACGCGAUGGAGUUCCUGCUAGCUUUAGAACAGUACGACCGAUGGAGUAACAAAAGAAUUGUACUAGAUUGCAACGCAAAAAACGCUAAAAGUAUACUCGUCGAACAUGUACGUAAAGUGCAAUUGGGGCGCAGGACAUACCACUAUAUGCUCAGUGGACUGGUUAUGGACGAUCACUGGGAGAAUGAAGUGACCGAGUACGGAGCAGUCAAUAUUACCGGCUUUCGAAUUGUGGACCACUCACGGAAGAUUGUUCGCGAUUUCAUGGAUGGUUUGCGACGAAUGGAUCCCAGGUUCAAAGGAACCGUAUCGGCCCAAACUGCUCUCAUGUACGACGGUGUGCAAGUGCUAAUGGAUGCACUCGGUAGGCUUUGGAGAAAAAAGCCAGAUGCCUUCCGCAGCGCACUACGAAGAGCAGCAGCUCAAGCCAACUCCACCAAGGUCAUUGACUGCAACCCUGGGAAAAGCUGGGUGGUACCGUUCGAGCAUGGCGACAAGAUAUCCAGGUUGAUAAAGAAGACCGAUAUCGAAGGUUUGACUGGCAACAUUUCCUUCAACGAAGAGGGUCAUCGGUACAACUUUACCCUGCAUGUCGUUGAAAUGACCGUUCAAAGCGCCAUGGUGAAGGUGGCCCAAUGGAACGACAAGCAGGGUCUGACUCUGGUAUCACCAAAAUAUAUACAGCUUCACUCACCAGUGUCAUUCGAGACGAACCGAUCUUAUAUAGUUACGACGAUAAUACAAGAACCCUUCCUAAUGGUGAAGCCAGCAGAGUUUGGGCAGAAGGAAGACCAAUAUCAGGGCUUCUCGAAAGACCUAGCUGAUUUGCUGGCAAAGAAAUUAGGAAUCAAAUAUGAGUUACGACUGGUGAAAGAUGGAAAAUUCGGUUCUGCUACGACUGAUGGUUGGACUGGGAUGAUCGGAGAAAUUUUGCGAAAGGAGGCCGACAUAACGGUGGCACCUCUCGCCAUCACUGCCGAGAGGGAGAGAGUAGUGGACUUCAGCGAGCCGUUCCUGUCGAUCAAAACCCCGAUGAUCAUGACGAAGGCACCCAAACCACGAACAGACAGUUUCAGCUUCUUGCGUCCACUGUCUAAGGAGAUUUGGCUCUGCGUGAUCUUCAGUUUCUUCGCCGUCAGCGUAGUGUUGUUCCUUGUAUCGAGAUUCUCCCCACAUGAGUGGCGGUCGGUGGCGAUAUCUGACAGUCAUCUGGACCAUCCAAUCAGCAGCACCAAUGAGAUAAUCUUACACAACGAAUUCAGCAUCUGGAAUUCAUUUUGGUUCUCGCUGGGAUCGUUCAUGCAACAAGGCAGCGAUGUCGUACCACGAUCCCUGUCAGGGCGGAUAGUUGGCACGGUUUGGUGGUUUUUCGCCCUGAUUCUCGUGUGCUCGUACACCGCCAACCUCGCAGCGUAUCUCAUCGUAGAACGUAUCUCAGAACCGGCACAGAAUCUCUACGAGAGACAAACUGAAGAAAUGUUUCCAGUGAAAGACGACGUGCUUAAAGGUUUCGAGAAGAACGACGAAGCAAUCUCAGAUUUCAGUCAGGAUGAGUGCAAUCGUCGCUCCUGCAGAUACCGACAUGUCAACUUCGCGAUUGCCACCGCUAAAAUGUCGCCGUUGAGUGAAGGAAUCAACUUGGCUAUUGUGAACAUGAAAGAUGAUGGCACUAUUGGAAAGCUAUGGAAGAAAUGGCUCGCGACCACUAACAAGGCAGACUGUGAACUCGCGAAGGAAGAGGAAACAACCAUAUCAGAGAUGACCUUGAGCCAAGUGGCUGGGAUAUUCUAUGUUCUCGUCGGUGGACUCGCUGUGGCUUUAGGCGUAGCUCUUCUAGAGUUCUGUCAGCACGGUCGAGCCGAGGCAGCACGGUCUAACGUACCCCUACGUACGGCUCUACGGGCUAAGGCCAAGCUUGCCUCUCGUACGGACCGUAAGACCCCGCCGCAUCGUUUGCACCGUGACCAAGACCGUCUGGGAUGGAACGGGGCCGCUUUUGCUGGGUAUUUCCCGGCUGGCAACCAAAUCUCUCAGGAGGAUGGGGUGCACGCAAGCUUUACACACGUCUGAUCUUCGGAAAAGGGUGGCGCUAACGUUAGCCGCUCUUCAAGUACUAAAAUACCUAACAACGUCGAUCUUUAUCAACU
Messenger RNA from Aricia agestis (brown argus), 2795 nucleotides. Its product is annotated as glutamate receptor 1-like. Gene Ontology annotation, molecular function: transmitter-gated monoatomic ion channel activity involved in regulation of postsynaptic membrane potential; glutamate-gated receptor activity. Lineage: Eukaryota; Metazoa; Arthropoda; Insecta; Lepidoptera; Lycaenidae. The record is from RefSeq and is a predicted model, not a curated record. The transcript is spliced from 18 exons. Bases 58 to 2718 code for a protein of 886 amino acids. Gene Ontology annotation, biological process: monoatomic ion transport; modulation of chemical synaptic transmission; synaptic transmission, glutamatergic. Gene Ontology annotation, cellular component: postsynaptic membrane; plasma membrane.